Molecule: messenger RNA, 1602 nt
Organism: Aspergillus pseudotamarii
Lineage: Eukaryota; Fungi; Ascomycota; Eurotiomycetes; Eurotiales; Aspergillaceae
Product: amidase
Exons: 4
Coding region: 1-1602 (533 amino acids)
Source: RefSeq, a predicted model, not a curated record
AUGUCCACGAUGAUCGAUAAUGCAGCGGAGACUGCCGACAGUCCAAACCCACCUCUCUUUCAACACAUCAUGGGCAGUAUUGAGACCAACCCGGACGUGCCUUGCGCAUUUCAUGAGCUCACGAUAUCUCAAUACCACUCGGCACUCAUCCAUGGACGAACGACAUGCGUCGCAGCAAUCACAGCGUAUAUCACCCGGAUAAACCAGUACAACAGCACCCUGAAAGCGAUUCUAGCCAUCAACCCUAACGCCCUGCAUGAAGCACACCAGAAAGACCAGGAACUCGCGUCUUGCGUUGACAAUACCGACAGGGACAACCCUCAACUCACUCUCCGACCUCUGCACGGCGUCCCAGUAAUUCUAAAAGACACUUAUACGACUGCCUUUCUUCCCACUACAUCUGGCGUUCAAGCUCUUCGCACCCUAACGACCGACACCUCAUGCACAGUCGUGCAGAACCUCCUAAACAAUGGCGCCAUUAUCUUGGCCAAAUCCAACCUGCACGAGUUCUCGCUGGAGGGAAUUACACUCUCUUCACUCGGCGGUCAAACCCUAAACCCCUAUGACCUCACCCGCACCCCUGGCGGCUCCUCCGGUGGCACAGCCGUCGCCCUGGCGACUAACAUGGGACUGGUAGGCUGUGGCGGCGACACAAUGAACUCACUGCGGUCCCCAGCGUCUGCCUGCGCAGUGGUUGGUUUCCGGCCGACUCGGGGACAGGUCUCCCGGAGAGGCAUUGUUCCAGUUACAGAAACACAGGAUGUUGCCGGGCCGAUGGGUCGAACGGUGGGGGACGUGCGGAUUCUCUUCGAGGCAAUGAGAGGAGAAGAUCUGGGAGAUCCCGCGACCUCGAACCCGCUACGAUAUCAAUCACUCAGCCAUAUACGUGCGUCCAAAAUAAAACUAGGCAUCGUAAAAGACUACUUCAGCGACGGGACCACGACCGAAGGUUUAACGAUCAACAAAACCAUCUAUGACGCAUUAGCUAGGCUUAGAAUCAACUCACCAUCCAUUGACCUCGUUGAGAUUCCUCAUAUGCCCGACUGGGACGUCUUACGCCUCCGCACUAAAGCAGACACCCAGGCUUACGAACUCCGCACCGUACUUGACGCAUUCCUCAACUCACAAACCGUAACCACGCCGCAAAAAUCCUUGGCCGCCAUCGCAGCAAGUGGCCAAUACAACUCCCAAGCCAUGACAGCCGUGUUCGACCAGACACUCCAAGGCGGUGAAUUCACUCCCACAAGCCCCGAGUACUACUCCCGACUUGAGAGGAUAGAAUCUCUCAAGGAGUCAGUGGAACGGUGCUUCCAGGAGUAUGAACUCACGGCCUUAGUGUAUCCGCAUCAGAGACAGCUUGUUGCAAGUGUGGGGUGCACAGUUCAGCCAGGUAGAAACGGGAUUCUGGCGGCGUUGACAGGAAGACCGGCUAUUUGCUUCCCUGCAGGGUUCAGUCCCGAGACGCCCUCCGCACCACUGGGCAUCCCCAUCGGCAUCGAACUAAUGGGCCAACCCUGGAAAGACCAGGAGCUGUUAGACAUCGCGCAGGAAUUCGAAUCCGUCCUCACGGCAAGAAAACCGCCCAUUUUGCACCUAAACUAA